Messenger RNA from Theileria equi strain WA, 561 nucleotides. RefSeq lists its product as hypothetical. Lineage: Eukaryota; Apicomplexa; Aconoidasida; Piroplasmida; Theileriidae. The transcript is spliced from 2 exons. The record is from RefSeq and is a predicted model, not a curated record. Gene Ontology annotation, biological process: deadenylation-dependent decapping of nuclear-transcribed mRNA. Gene Ontology annotation, molecular function: RNA cap binding. The coding region runs from base 55 to 561 and encodes 168 amino acids. Gene Ontology annotation, cellular component: P-body; Lsm1-7-Pat1 complex.
GGGCAAUUUUAUAAAAUGACCCUUUGAUGAAUUGAGCUUCUGGGUACAUUUAAGAUGUUAAACGAUACAAAUGUGCUACCAAGCAGCGAGCCAGAUGUAAAGCCGCAUUGGAUAUGCUCACUGGAAGAUGAAUUAGGCUCCCUGGUUUGGGUCACCCUUCGAGAUGAUACCUUUUAUGUUGGACUCUUCAAGUCGUUCGAUCAGUAUGGCAAUAUUGUCAUAACUGAUGCUGUAAAGAAAAUCAUUGUCAACGAAAAGAAGUCCUUUAGUGACCUCUACUGCGGUUACACCGUCAUUAGGGGCGAAAGCAUAUCGUACUUUUGUGCAAUUGACGUUGUUGCCUAUUUGAAAGUGUUUAAUUACGAUGGUUUCGCGGACUCCGAAUGGGUCUCUAGACUCGAGGAAAUGUCGAAAAGCAAGACUACGACCGUAAAUAUUACCAAUUUUAAUUCUGUAUUAAAGUAUAUUGCCCUAGAGGAGGCGUUGCAGCUCGCAAAAGAGGAACGGGAAGCCGAGUGCAAGAAGGCAAGGGCCAUAGACGACAUUAUCGCCAACGAGUAG